Molecule: messenger RNA, 1647 nt
Organism: Pyrus x bretschneideri (Chinese white pear)
Lineage: Eukaryota; Viridiplantae; Streptophyta; Magnoliopsida; Rosales; Rosaceae
Product: probable 1-acyl-sn-glycerol-3-phosphate acyltransferase 4
Exons: 4
Coding region: 462-1613 (383 amino acids)
Cellular component (GO): endomembrane system
Molecular function (GO): acyltransferase activity
Source: RefSeq, a predicted model, not a curated record
UUAGAGUCAAAUUCCUUUGUUAUAUAGCAACCAUUUUCUAACUUGAUUGUUGCAUUUGGUUUUUGGAUAAAGACAUAUUACUUGUUGCAUUAAACUGGAUUUAAUACGCCAAAAGUUUUCCGGCCGAGGAGUUUUGCACAAAUGACAUCUCAUUUUUUCUCUUUUUGGAUCUCCGUCAUCCAAAUCCAAGUCAAUCAUCCCUUAAUCAGCUCCUCGGCAUACCUUGGUUACCUCUAUCAACCUUCAUCAACAUCCGUCAUGGCUUGAUCUUUAACAGCUGGAUUUUCUUCUUGAUUUUCACUAUUGCAUUUCCUUUCCCAGCAAGCUGUAUUUGGAAGAAUCCAAUGUUUAGCAACACAUGACUUUGUCACAAAGAGUUUCAUCUUUUACGUUUUCACCACGACAAGUAUUAUCGAGCCACAAAGAACAACUGCAUUGAGGGAGGUUUUUCCUGGAACGAGAUGGACGUUUGCAGUCCCUUGAAACCAGAUAGUAAACUAAAGCACAGGCCUUUGUCUCCUCUUAGGGUUGUGAGGGGUAUCUUAUGUUUAGUAGUAUUUCUCUCGACUGCGUUCACAAUUCUUGUGUGUUUUGCUCCCAUAACUGCUCUAUUAUUGCGCCCUUUGAGCAUACAUAUAAGCAGAACAGCAACCUCCUUAUUCUUUGGCAUUUGGCUGGCCUUGUGGCCUUUCCUGUUUGAGAAGAUCAAUGGCACGAAAGUGGUUUUUUCUGGAGACACCGUGCCCCCUAAAGAACGGACUCUCCUCAUUGCCAACCAUAAAACCGAGGUUGAUUGGAUGUACUUGUGGGAUCUUGCAUUGCGAAAAGGGUCUCUUGGACACAUCAAGUAUGUGCUAAAGAGCAGCCUGAUGAAGCUGCCGGUAUUCGGGUGGGGAUUUCACAUUUUAGAGUUCAUUCCUUUGAAAAGGAAGUGGGAAGCUGAUGAACCGGUUAUGCGGAAAAUGCUUUCGUCAUUUGCUGAUCCUGCAGACCCUCUCUGGCUUGCCAUUUUUCCUGAAGGAACUGAUUAUAAUGAAGAAAAAUGCAAAAAGAGUCAGAUAUUUGCUGCUGAAAAUGGACUUCCUGUACUGUCACAUGUGCUACUUCCAAGAACUAAAGGCUUUUGUGCUUGCUUGGAAGCUCUAAGAAGUUCUUUGGAUGCAGUUUAUGACUUGACUAUCACCUACAAGAAUCAAUGCCCUUCGUUUCUAGACAAUGCGUUUGGCGUGGAUCCAUCAGAAGUUCACAUACAUGUUCGGCGAAUCCCGAUUGAAGAGAUCCCUGCUUCUAACGCCGAUGCAGCCUCUUGGUUAACGGAAGCAUUCCUGCUCAAGGACAACUUACUUUCCAAUUUCAGCGAGCAAGGGCAUUUCCCUAAUGAAGGAGGAGAAGAAGAACUUUCUACAUUCAAGUGCUUGGUAAAUUUCAUGUUGGUAAUUUUUUUGACUAUCAUGUUGAUUUACCUAGCCAUUUUUUCAUCCGUCUGGUUUAAAAUAUACAUCGGUUUGUCAUGUGGGUACCUUGCCACAGCUACUUAUUUUAAUUUUCAACCGAUGCCAAUUUUAGACUUUGUUCAAGCAACAUGUGUUUGCAAUAGACCAAGAAUUGAAUAGCAAUUAAAGGAGAAAUAAAAUGUCCAAAUACCAA